Dictyostelium purpureum is the source of this 471-nucleotide messenger RNA. RefSeq lists its product as uncharacterized. The transcript has 2 exons. Bases 30 to 347 code for a protein of 105 amino acids. Lineage: Eukaryota; Evosea; Eumycetozoa; Dictyosteliales; Dictyosteliaceae. The record is from RefSeq and is a predicted model, not a curated record.
AUAUAAGAAAACUAUUAUAUUUAUUAAAUAUGCAUAAAAUUAUUAUUUUUAUAACUCCAGAAAAUACAGAAAGAAUUAAAGAGGAAUUAUUUAAAAGCUAUAUUGGUACCUCUGAAACAUACGAGCAUGUUUGCAUUCAAUCUAAAGUAACACAUUAUUACAAAUUACCAGCAAUUGCAAUACAAAAAAUGGAAUUGGAUAAAGUAGAAAUAUAUAUUUCUGAUGAAUCUAACCGUAUCUUUGGUGCACUUGAAUAUUUAAAAGGAAAUCUACCUGAUGAACACUCAAGUUAUGAACAUUACCAUCUUGAAGGUAACCAUGCAUUCAUAGGAACCAAUUAUAAAUAAAUUCUAAAAGCUUAAUAAAUAAAUAAAUAUCAAUAAAAAAAAAACCUAUGGCCAAAAUAAAAAAAUAAAAACCAAAUAAAAAAAUAAAAAAAAAUAAAAAAAUCAUUUUUCAUACCAGGUCAAU